Staurois parvus is the source of this 959-nucleotide messenger RNA. The record is from the annotation of a GenBank genome assembly. Lineage: Eukaryota; Metazoa; Chordata; Amphibia; Anura; Ranidae.
GAUGUGCGCUGCUCCUGGCGUUCGAUGUGCGCUGCUCCUGACUUUCGAUGUGCGCUGCUCCUGACGUUCAAUGUGCGCUGCUCCUGGCGUUUGAUGUGUGCUGCUCCUGGCGUUCGAUGUGUGCUGCUCCUGACGUUCAGUAUUCUAUCCUCCCUCCAGCCUCCCCUUCAGUCUUCUAUCUUCCUUCCAUCCCCCUCUUCAGUCUUCUGUCCUCCUUCCAUCCCCCUCUUCAGUCUUCUGUCCUCCCUCCAUCCCCCUCCAGUCUUCUAUCCUCCCUCCAGCCUCCCCUUCAGUCUUGCACAGGUGUAACAGCUCCUCCCCUUCAGUCUUCCACAGGUGUACCGGCUCCUCCCCUUCAGUCUUGCACAGGUGUACCGGCUCCUUCCCUUCAGUCUUGCACAGGUGUACCGGCUCCUCCCCUUCAGUCUUGCACAGGUGUACCGGCUCCUCCCCUUCAGUCUUGCACAGGGUGUACCGGCUCCUCCCCUUCAGUCUUGCACAGGUGUACCGGCUCCUCCCCUUCAGUCUUGCACAGGUGUUCCGGCUCCUCCCCUUCAGUCUUGCACAGGUGUACCGGCUCCUCUCCUUCAGUCUUGCACAGGUGUGCCGGCUCCUCCCCUUCAGUCUUGCACAGGGUGUACCGGCUCCUCCGCUUCAGUCUUGCACAGGUGUACCGGCUCCUCCCCUUCAGUCUUGCACAGGUGUACCGGCUCCUCCCCUUCAGUCUUGCACAGGUGUACCGGCUCCUCCCCUUCAGUCUUGCACAGGUGUGCCGGCUCCUCCCCUUCAGUCUUGCACAGGUGUACCGGCUCCUCCCCUUCAGUCUUGCACAGGUGUACCGGCUCCUCCCCUUCAGUCUUGCACAGGUGUGCCAGCUCCUCCCCUUCAGUCUUGCACAGGUGUGCCAGCUCCUCCCCUUCAGUCUUGCACAGGUGUACCGGCUCCUCCCCUUCAGUCUU